AUGGGGUCUGCCAAGGUGAAUGUAGCGCUGACGCCUAAUGGCAGGGCUGAUGAUCUGCUGCUGCUGCACCAAGGUCAAGACGUGUUUGCGCUGCCUUUGGAAGUCGACAUGUGAGAGGCGCAUUCCCGCGCAUCCCCAAUUGUCUCACCUCACUCCGCGCCUGUCGCCUUGCUGACGACGCACCGCGGAGGUGACGCUUGACGCGAUGCUACCGCUCACGCCUUUUGCGUGCACAGGACAUUCGAGGAUCUGGUGGGCGCUCUUUCUAGCCGCGAAGAUGACGCGCCCGUCGUUUACCUCCAGUCGCAAGGUUCCAACUUGACCUCUGAGCCCGCGCUCUCUCCUCUGUGUGAUGAUUUUUCCCCUCGUAGCCACGUGUCAUCUACGACCGCGUCGCCUACACGCUCUAAAGACAACGCUUCGUUGUCGUUCUUGUUCGCGACACAAGCACUGGACAAGGAGCCAGAAGCGAUCAACUUGUGGGUGGGCAAUGAUCGUGCAUUCACCAGCACUCAUCGCGAUCACUACGAGAAUCUGUUCACAGUGGUCAGAGGCGUCAAGGAAUUCUACCUCUGGCCGCCCGCCGAAGGUUGGGCGCUGGAAGAAAGUGCGUUCAGGGCAGCGAGAGAGCUAAGCCUUGGUGCAGCAGCAUGUGCAGAAUUGCGAAGCACAUCUCUGACUUUGCACACCCUCUUGUACCCCAACCUUGUCCAGCUGAGCCUCUGCCCAUCUAUCAGUGGUCCAUCGACGCCAAGGAGAGUGACAGUGACUGCAUUGCUGCAAACGCGCUCAAAUCGUCCGACUUGGUCCUCCGUCCGGUCCCUUCCGCUCCCAAAACGCCUUGGAUCAGACCUUCUCCUCUCGAAACUUGCACGAGCAAGCGCAACGCUCCGUGCAAGAGGUACGCUCAGUCUUUGCCUCCUUUGCGCGUAAAAGUCGGCCAAGGUCAGACUCUGUAUCUUCCUGCCGGGUGAGUCGGAUGGACUGUCUCGAGCCGUAAAAUUCUAGAUCAAGACCAGCCGCUCCACAGCUGAGGCUCACGUCUCUUGCCACCUCAAUGCAGCUGGUAUCAUGCGGUGGCACAGCAGGUGGACGAUGGACAGGGAGAAGGCGCAAGCGCGGGGUUGUGUAUAGCCAUCAAUCAGUGGUACGAGGUGAGGUGAUCGGAGCUUGCACGUUGCAUCCCAGUCAUGACCAUGCAGAUGGCUGCUAUCGAGCCUGAAACUGACGCCUGAAACCAACGCCUUCUUCUUUCACCUACGAUCCCUGUGUGCCGCCUCUACGCUGAAUCAUGUGUGCACCCCAACGCGCGCGCUGCUACUUCCACGGACUCUCUGGUCCGCAGAGCGACGCGGCAUUUUCGGACAGGUGGGCUUGGACUCAGUUUCAGCGCUCCCUGGGCAAGAAGCUGGACGGCACCUUUGUGAAGGAAGGUGAAGUGUGA
This is a messenger RNA of Ceraceosorus bombacis, 1444 nucleotides long. The record is from the annotation of a GenBank genome assembly. Lineage: Eukaryota; Fungi; Basidiomycota; Exobasidiomycetes; Ceraceosorales; Ceraceosoraceae.